Messenger RNA from Tripterygium wilfordii, 1161 nucleotides. Its product is annotated as F-box protein At2g26160-like. The record is from RefSeq and is a predicted model, not a curated record. The coding region runs from base 1 to 1161 and encodes 386 amino acids. Gene Ontology annotation, molecular function: protein binding. The transcript has a single exon. Lineage: Eukaryota; Viridiplantae; Streptophyta; Magnoliopsida; Celastrales; Celastraceae.
AUGGAUUCUUCAGAAAGAGACUGGUCAUGGCUUCUUGAAGAAAUCUUGAAUUCCAUUCUUGACAACUUGGUCUCAGUCUUCGAUCAUGCCAGAUUCAGUCUGGUUUGCAAGCAUUGGUCGUCCGUCGCAAAGCAGUACCGAAGACGUCAGUUCAUGAAAUUAUUGAACAGACAACUUCCAUUGUUGUUAAUCCCUUCUAAACACAAUCAGAGAUACGAACGAAACUUAUACAGCGUCACAGAUGAUAAAAUUUAUGAUUUGCACCUGCCAUUGAAGGAUAAUAGUCGAAGGUAUUGUGGUUCUUCCCAUGGUUGGUUGGCUACUGUCGAUAAAAACAUGAUCAUCACUCUCAGAAAUCCCUUCUUGAAUCAGACAAGACUUCUUCCACCAAUCAUGGAGUCAUGGAAAACCAGUUACAUGCAUGAAUUUGAUGUCUCCAGAGUAGUAUUAUACAACAAUCCUUCUCUGAGUACUUCCGACAAUAUCAAUUACAACGUCGUCGCGAUAUCCGGUGUGAACAGGACAUUGGAGAUCCUCAAAUCAGGGAGUGAAACCUGGACUUACGUAGACAAAACAUUAGAUUUCUUUCAAGACAUUGUUUAUUACAAUGACAUGCUGCUGGCAGUAGAUUUAUUUGGAAGACUUGUAUGUAUUGAUGCUGAGAAUAGUAACUGUUUGGUGAUUGUAGCCAGAGAGGAGACCAUGAUAACUCAUCUGUCUCGUUGCCUUGGAUCAUCAGUAUACCUUGUGAAAUCAUCAGAAGGAAAGUUGAUGAUGAUUCGAAGAAUCAUGAAGGAAGUUGGUGCUUAUAAGUAUAUAACUCAAAGAUUUAGGGUUUAUCAGCUUUUACAGUCGAGUAAAUAUGGCAAGGGAGAGUGGGUUGAGAUGAAGAGUAUGGGGGACGAUGCAGUAUUUGUGGGUGACAAUGAAACAGUAUGUGUUCCGGCAGCUGAUUUUCCUGGUUGUAAGCCAAACUCUAUUUACUUCAUUGGUAAUAAUGUCAAAUAUUGUGGUAGAAUGUAUUAUUUUCAGCCUUAUGAAGUGGGUAGCUUUAAUUUGGAGGAUGGAAGCAUUUCAAGACAUUAUUUGUAUGAUCAAUGCACGAAGCCCUUGCCACCUUCAAUUUGGAUUGUACCAACAUUGAGAGGAGAUCAAUUAUAG